Yamadazyma tenuis ATCC 10573 is the source of this 969-nucleotide messenger RNA. NCBI's taxonomy places the organism in Eukaryota, Fungi, Ascomycota, Pichiomycetes, Serinales, Debaryomycetaceae. The record is from RefSeq and is a predicted model, not a curated record.
UAGCCACACCAGGAAUCCCUUUGACUCCUGGUUUCAAUGAAGCUCCACAUACACCCGGGAUUGGUCUGAAAGAAAAUUCUGUCUCAACAACAAACAUCAAUGGGUUGUUUUCAAUGUACCAGAACGGACAGCAGAAUCCCAUUCAGUCUAGAGUCGAGUUUGAGAGAUUGAACCGAGAGUAUUUGAAUGUCAGAAGAUACUUGAAUCCGGUUGGAGAAAGCCUCAAUCGAGUCAAGAAUAAUACCAUUCGUAUCGAAAAGAGCAAAGAGUCUCCGCCCGGCUUGAACAAAAAUGGGAACACAUUCCAGGAGUUUGCACCUCAUUAUCAAGAAAAGGAAAAAGAGGUCAAUGGCACUUUGAACAAGAUUUGGCAAGAAGCUCUUCUCCUGACAUCAUCCAUUAAACCUCAACAACAGCAACUCCCAUAUUCCCGGUCUCCGAAACAAAUGCAAAAACCUCAAAUGCAAAGGAUUCCUUCCCGUAACCAAUAUAUGAACUUCCGCAACCUGCAAACUCCCACUACUCGUGCCGUCAAGUUAGCAGCACAGGCUCAGGCGGCUCUGUCACAGCCCCACAAACAACAUGCUUCUAAUGGAGUAUCUCAUUAAUGAAAGUUCUAUUUGCAUUCUCAUCGUUACAUACUAUUUACAAACUGCAAUAUAAAUAUUCAAACAUAGAUUAUCCCUGUCUCUGUUUAUGUUUUCCAUUACUUUUGCAAUACACGUACACUCUUCCCUUCCUUCUCACCAUAUAACAGUCCUUACAGAACUUUUUCACUGAGGUUCUAACCUUAAAGGUUCUGAUCGGAUUCAAAGAUCCAAACACACUGGGGGUACUGAAAACCGACGUAGAAACGGGGAUGGAAGACCUGAAUCCUGUGAAUAAUAAAUUUGACCGUAUGCUCGUGGCCCUCAGAGAUACCACCAAGCUCUUUACUAAUGAAUUCACUCUGAACAUUACUGCAAGCUU